Messenger RNA from Seminavis robusta, 1116 nucleotides. NCBI's taxonomy places the organism in Eukaryota, Bacillariophyta, Bacillariophyceae, Naviculales, Naviculaceae. The record is from the annotation of a GenBank genome assembly.
AUGAGGAUUGCGCUGGUAGCAGGUCUGCUGCUACCCUUUUCCUGUCACUCCUUUGCGCUGUGGAAUGGACCACUGUCUCCCUCUUCUACGUCAUGUGCUAGUAGCAGUAGUGCUACUGAUACUGAUACCUCACUAGACGCCACGACGGUGAAUGGGGAAGAAUGUGUCAAGACAGUGGAUGUAUUAUCUCUGGAAUCGAUCCGUUCCACGUUGAUUCGACAAGAAGAAACCAUCAUCUUUGCUCUCAUCGAACGAGCCCAGUUUCGCCGCAAUGCCAUUGCCUACAAGCGUGGAGGCUUUGGCGAUCUCGGAACACCCUUGGGCAGUAAAGAAAACGAUAACAAAGAACUGUGUCUCUUCGAGUACAUGAUGGUGGGAACCGAAGUAUUGCAUUCCAGUGUCCGCCGGUACACAUCUCCGGAAGAACAUCCCUUUUUUCCCGAUCGACUUCACUUGAAACAGAUGGAUGCCAUGCCACAACUCGAUUAUCCCAAUUUACUAGAUGAAACCGCCGCCAAUGUCAAUUUCAAUCCCAUUUUAUUGGAAAAGUACAUUCACGUCAUUCUACCCGCCAUCACCAAAGACGGUGAUGACGAACAACACGGAUCCAGUAUUCUCGCCGAUAUUGCACUCUUGCAGGCACUCUCCAAACGAGUCCAUUACGGAAAAUUCGUGGCCGAAUCCAAAUAUCGAUCCGAUCCACAGGAAUAUCAACAAUUGGUUGAAGCCGGAGAUGCCGACGGUGUCAUGCGGUUAUUGACGAAUGAAAAGGUCGAACAAAAGGUACUCCGGCGGGCACGGUUAAAGGCGGCCACGUACGGACGAGAACCAUUAUUGGCCGAAUUGCCACCCAUGAGUGAAAAAAUGGGAUCUCAUACCACAUCGGUCGUGGCGGCGGCCGCCGCAUCGGCAGUGGUGGCCGCCGUGGAAGCAUUGGAGGAUGAACCAGGUCAAAAGGGCAAGGUCGAUCCUGCCGUUAUUGAAGCCGUCUACAAGAAAAUCAUUAUCCCCAUGACCAAGGACGUGGAAGUGGCCUAUCUCUUUCGACGGUGUGGACGAGAACCACCCGCCGAUUAUGCACCCGAUCGGAUGAGUCGAGAUGUGACCGAGUUGUAG